Peronospora matthiolae is the source of this 699-nucleotide messenger RNA. Lineage: Eukaryota; Oomycota; Peronosporomycetes; Peronosporales; Peronosporaceae. The record is from the annotation of a GenBank genome assembly.
AUGCACUGCCAACCGCGAUACGUCGCACUUGAAGCCAUCGUGGAUGCCCAUAAAGUCGGACGUAUUGAGGAUGAGCCGAUCCAUAGCCCAAUCCGCAAGAUCAGUGGAGUCCGUGGACUUUAUAAUGACGUCCACCGAUCGUCAGCUGCGCAUGCUUCCAUAUCGUACUUGCCGAAAGCAGAUCCACACAUGUACUCACUGCGACACGUCACUAUUGCUAUGCUUAUGAGCGAGUCAUGUGGCAUAGAAAGUAGUCUUGUCUCUGGAACGUGCUCUGCUCCUCUUCAUCGAGACCAACCAUCCGAGGAUGUUCGAGAAAAGGUAGCGGGUUUGCCUAUUCCUACGUCUGGUUCACAGAACGGAGCUAUCCCAAGUACGGCUCCCAACCUGGCCUUGUCAAUGCCACGUACAGGGGAGAACGGCAGAAUGGAAACAUUGGAACCUGGCUCAACAGCUUUGUUCUUCACGAGGGGUCCGUACUCGUGGCAUGACGGUUCGAAAACCCCCGCGAUAGUCCACAUCCUUUCUCGGCCCAUCGCCAUUGUGUGUAGUCAUACGGGUAGUAUUGCUGGUAGAGCAAUGGAGGAAAGUAGGUCAGUUCCAUCGUUUCAGCACUUGUUUUGGGCCAUCAAGAAUGCCACACUGUUCUUCAAAAGUGUCAACACGCCAUCAGGUUCCAGGAGGCCCGAUAAGGAUUAA